ACGUAUAAUCACUUCCUGGUUGCCCCUGAAAACAUGCGUAGUGUCUAUCUAUCUGUUUUAUGUAUUUGUUUUGGCGCAGCUACAUGUCGCUGUAAGACGAUUAGCGAAACCUUUAGUGAAUAUUAUCAUCAUACAUCUACAGCAGACCUUUAACAAGAGAGAAUCCACGCAUUUCGAGCAUCUUUUCCGUUGGUUGCACUAAGAGGAUUCAGUCUCCUACUAUUUCUUGCCAAAGACGACCUGCAUUACUUUGAUCGCUAUUUUUUGCUAAGCUCCACAAUGACAGGAGUGCGUAAAUCUCUAAACUGGACUCAGACAGGUACCAUUGCCGAAGCUUUGUCAGCGGAGUCCUGCCACAUUGUCCUGGAAACAUCCCCGCCAGACUACGUGGAGAAAAUCUCGCGGUAUCUUGAGUCUUCGGUGGGACAGUGCAGACAGGAUAAAGUAUCUAAGGACCCAACUGAAGCAGAAAGUGAUUCAGGAGACAGCUUGUUCAUAACUCAGAAAACCGUACCUGAGGCUGUGAGGUCCGGAAGACGGCGUCACUGCAGCCUGAGGUCAGACCCAACGUCUCCCAGAAAUCCAGAAGAAAGUGAAGAUGACACUUCAUCGUCCGCUUCCCAUGGAGACUCCAAAACUGAUAAAAGCAGGAGAAGAAAGAAAUUCAGACUGCCAAAGUACAGUUUCCCUUUCCUCACAGAGAGGAAGUGGAAGCCCAAGAGCACUCUGCUGUCUGUCCAGCAGAACACAACCCUUCAUAAUUCUGCCAUGGGAGGCUUCUUUAAAUGUGUCAGAGAGCUGUGGCAGGGCUAUCAAAGAGAUGAUCUGGCGUCAUCUUUACCAAAAGUUGACAUGGAUAGGGAAUGCAUAUCUCCGUUGUCAGAAGAAGAAGGGUCAGAAAGUGAGGACAUCAAAGUGGUGGAAAGGAAACGUUUUGUUGCCACAUCAAAAGCAAAGUGCUCACAACCUUGGUACACUCCAGAGAAGAGAGACAGCCAGGUAAAACAACGAAAGAGGACAAGAGCUAAUAAUGCCAGACAAGAAAUGUCACAAGGAAGACGAAUGAAAAUUUUACAUAAAAUACCAGCGAAGGCUCCCAUAUCAAGCGUUACAGCAUUGUGUUCAGAUACAGAGAGCUCUGAUAAUGGCGAUCCUUCUCGUAGAGUUCUGGCUGAGAGGAAGACCAGUGAUAAAUGUGUGACAAUUGACAGAAGCAUCCUGGCCCAAACUGAAACACCAAAGACAAACAGACGUCUUACCAGAGGAAACAAAAACAUUCUUUUUCAAGAAAAAGAAAGGGAGGAUGAGCUGUGUAACGAUAGUGAUGCUACAGUUUGUGAUCCACUUGAGCUACAGGGAAGUCCAAGGGAAUACACACUAAAGGGCAGAGAAGCAUCCCCAAACGUAACAGAGCCUCAGGUUGAUGUUUUUCACACAGAUGAUCGAUCCCAGACAGGACAGUCGGAGGACGAACCUGAAAGCCAAAGUCUUCUCCAAAGUCUCCCAGACCUUGUAAGUGACAUUAAUAAUGAUAGGGUACACAAUGAAAAAAGGGGAAAGAAGAAGAAAAAAGCAAAAGUAGAUAAUGAAAUUGCAGAAGAAAAAGAGGGCCAGGGUCAGGAAGAGCCAGAGGGUCUGGAUGCUGCAGCAUCUGUGAGGGUGGAGGCAGAAGAGACUCCCAGCCUGUCUGAGGACAAUCGAGCAGAGCCUCCGGCAUCACAGACUAGUGAUGAGCUGGAGCUUAAUGAAGAAAAUAGGAUGGAGAACUCGUCACAUGGAGAUAUCCUACUAAGACAGGGGGACAGGCACUUUCCCGAUUCAAAACAAAAGAAAAAGAAGAGAAAGAAGAAUAAGUCAGCAGCAGAUAAUUUUAGACAGGAGGAGGAUGGAAACCUAGAAUCUGGUGUGAGAUUCGAGAAGGACUCUCUGUUUUCAGUGACACUUAACAUGGUGAAUAGUGGCGAGGUGAAGAAGAAGAAGAAGAAAAGAAGAAAAGAAGUGUUGAGGAUGAUGAGAGCGUUGAGCAGUUGCAGUCCGGCACUGUUUCAGAGCCUCUAAAUGAUGAUGCUGAGACACAGAAGAAAAAGAAAAAAAGGAAAAAACAAAAGAAGAUUGUAAAUAUGGAGGAAUGUGAAGAAGAGGAAGCAUUGAAUAUGAAUUCAGAUCUACCUCUGAUGUCGAAAGGACAGUUAGAGGAAAUAGGAAGUGGUUUAGAAAAUACUGAAGCUUCUCAAGAAACAUUAGAGUCCAGUUCUGAAAAGAAAAGAAAAAAGCACAAAAAGAAACAACUAUCAGGUUCUCAGGAUGGUGCUCAAGUUGGAGCAGAAGAUGGUGUAGACCUGAGCUCAUCCAAUGAUGUAGGCCUGGAAGGAAGUGCAGGAUGGCCAGUGAAAAAGAAGAAGAAGAAGAAGAGGAGGGAAAGUAUCUCUGAGGGGGUAGAUAUUUCUUGCACUCCCGACAAAAACAAAAAGGUUAAUAAUGCAGAUUAUUCCCAGAAAACAAAGGAGGGCCCUGACGACCAAGAUGCUGAUCUGGUGACUAAGAAGAAGAAGAAGAAGAAAAAGAGAGAAAUAUUUAGCAGAAAUGUCUCAGAAGACACUGCGGCACAAAGCGAUGAUUCAGUGUCUGUGCGGAAAAAGGAAAAGAGGACCUCUUCCUUCCUCAUUGCUGAUGCAGAGGAAAAAAAUUCUCAAACGCGUGAGGAACAAAGCUCUCCUUGUUCAAAAUCUGUAGCGGCUCAUGUCUGGGGUGCAGAAAAGCCUGGCCUUAGCGCUGGUGAUUUUGAGACCGAAUCAGCCGAAAUCUUUGGAAAUUCGGAGUCGCCUAAUGAUGGGGUCAGGAAAAGGAAGAGAAAGAUGUCAGUACUGAAGGAGAGGGUGGAGAAAGAUCAUCAGCAGGAUUUUGAAAAACCCAACGAAACAUGUCAUAGUGAUUCGCCUAAACCCACUGAGACAGGGGUCAAGAAAAAAAAGAAACGUAAGAGAAAUGAAAGUGAGUCGGUUACCCCCGUGGAAAGAUUAGAAAGCGCAGCCGAUGCCGGAUUAUCUCAAACUGAUGAGGCUGUGGUGUUAAAAAGGAAGAAGAAAAAGAAAAAGUGGAAAGACGAGCAAUGCCAUGUGAUACGGGAAAGUCCACCAACUGCAACUGACAAUGUUGAAUCAGAAGGAGCUACACGGAAACCUACUAGCUCGGUUUCACGCAAGAAGAAAGGAAAACAGUCGACCUUUCCUUUGGUUGCAAAGGAAAGACAUGGUCACUGCGCUGAAAUACCUCAUGACAGUGGUACUUCUGACAAAGUGACCAAGGAAACGCUGAACGUGGCUGAACAUGCCUCACCAUCCUCAGAGACCUCUGGAAAUCCAGUAUUAAAUGGUGUGAGAGACAAGAAAAAUAAAAAAAUAAAAUCCACUGACAAUGUUUUACUUGAGGGGAAAUUGACCCAAUCUGCUGAAAUAGAGACCCACAAAACCAAAAGGAAGGAAAAGAAGGAAAGAAAUAAGCUAACAGCUGUUCCCAGCUUCAUAACCAGCAGCCCUGCAUCCUCGGAGACCUCUCUCUCACACUUUGAAACAUCCUUUUCAGAAAGAAUCAUGAAAAACAAGCACAUGAAGGGCAAGAGGAGACUGCAUAAUCCCAGUGAGGAUUUCUUCACAGAUUAUUAGUAUGAGUUUUCUGUUGAGAGUUUGACCAGUGGAGAAAUUCUCCACAAAAACACAAAGACACAAAGUAACUGUUGCAGCUCCAACCAACACGAAGCUGCCAAUGUUUUUAGACUGAAAGUGUUUAGGUUACAAGUGAAAACUUGACUUUUAAGUUUAUGAGGCUUGCACAAUUACUUGUUAAUGUAUUUUGUUUUGUAUCAAAACAUUUUAACUAACACAGUUCUCAACCUUUCGAGUUGAGAUGAACUUUGGAAAAGUAACAGCAUGGCAUAACCAACCAUAAUGAUUAGUUUUUCUUAUUUUUUUCCCAAAAUAAAAACUUGAGAGUGGGAAUGUUAUAGCAUAUGGUGGGAAAUUUGUCCCAAGCAUGUAAACAAAUUAAAACUACAUUAAAUAAGGUUAAUCCA
Xiphias gladius (swordfish) is the source of this 4069-nucleotide messenger RNA. RefSeq names its product phoenix (gene pho). The transcript is spliced from 5 exons. The record is from RefSeq and is a predicted model, not a curated record. The coding region runs from base 280 to 2058 and encodes 592 amino acids. Lineage: Eukaryota; Metazoa; Chordata; Actinopteri; Istiophoriformes; Xiphiidae.